AUGACCUGCGGUAACUGCGUGAAGGACGUUUCGCAGGCAUUGAAUAAAGUUGAAGGCGUCAACAAAGUGGAAGCCAAUCUCAAGGACCAACUCGUCUUCAUCGAAGGCACCGCGCCACCCAGCUCCAUCGUUACAGCUAUCCAGAAUACCGGUCGCGAUGCGAUUCUACGAGGCACCGGCGCUUCGAACAACUCCGCGGUCUGUAUCCUCGAAACACACUCCACAUCCGUCUCCAAUAAGGUACGAGGGCUGGCGCGCAUGGUUCAGGUAUCAUCCAACAUGACGUUGGUCGACCUGACGAUCAACGGACUGGAACCGGGAAAGUACUGGGCGACAGUACGAGAAGCAGGCGACAUUUCUAAGGGGGCGGAGUCCACCGGCGGUAUCUGGGAGGCGCUUAAGGCAAAGCUCCAGGGCGCCAAUGCACAGAAGGAACCACGUGGGAUAUUUGGAAGCGUGGAGGUGGAUACAAAGGGGCGAGGCAAUGUGUUCUUGGAUCGACCGGUGGCGAUUUGGGAAUUGAUUGGGCGCAGUAUGGUUUUGUCCAAAGGUACGGAAGGGCCGUUUCGACGCGAGGAUCCCAAUACUUUGGUUGGGGUGAUUGCUCGAAGCGCCGGGGUUUGGGACAACGACAAAAUGGUAUGUUCCUGCUCGGGCAAGAAUGUGUGGCAGGAGCGCCAGGAGCAAGUGGCUCAGGGAAUGGUCUGA
Aspergillus mulundensis is the source of this 708-nucleotide messenger RNA. Its product is annotated as copper chaperone CCS1. NCBI's taxonomy places the organism in Eukaryota, Fungi, Ascomycota, Eurotiomycetes, Eurotiales, Aspergillaceae. Gene Ontology annotation, cellular component: cytoplasm. Gene Ontology annotation, biological process: removal of superoxide radicals. The record is from RefSeq and is a predicted model, not a curated record. Bases 1 to 708 code for a protein of 235 amino acids. Gene Ontology annotation, molecular function: superoxide dismutase copper chaperone activity; copper ion binding. The transcript has 3 exons.